AUGGCCACUGUUACUCAAAAUAGAACUAAAGAGGGUGAAGCUGCUGAGAUGGUUUUAAAUUAUAUAUUUGAAAAUAGUAGUGGAAAAUAUCCAUCAAUCAAAGAGAUUUCUGAGUUAGACUUCUUUUGUCAUGAAAAAUUAUUAGAGCUUGCCAAAUUUAAUCCAGCACCUAUCAGCUACUCACAACCAAUGAAGUCAUUACUGAAAACAGUAAAGAAAGGCAGACAGCUAUCAAAAAAGUCUUCCUUACGAAAAACAACAUCAAUAGAAAAAAGUUCCAAAGAAGCUAAAAUGUACUCAUCUUCAAAAUCUUUAUCCAAGUCUUCAGCUCAGCCCACAAAAGCACCACCUGCUCCAGUAGCUCCGCCUCCACCUAAAGCUCCACCCCCUCCAUUAUUAGCUCCACCUCCACCACCUGCUAAAGGUCCACCUCCUCCACCAGCAGUGAAUGCUCCUGCAGCUUCCAAUGAAAGAAGUGCUCUUUUAGGAGAUAUCAGACAUGGAAUGAGAUUGAAGAAAGCAACCACUAAUGAUAGAAGUGCUCCAAAAGUUUAAAACUGUGUCAUUGUCAUAUUUGUUAGACAUUUUAUACAUGUUACAUUAAUCAAAUUUUGUUAUGAUUCAAAAUACUUCAUAGAUACUCUCAAAAUUGUUGAAAACUGUUUACAUAAGUCACUUUAUUAAUACUUGAAAAAAUAUUUGGCUCAAACAACUUCUUAAUCCUUUUGUUUUAGUAUUGUAUGUGUAAUAUAUAUAUAACCGUUUUAUAGUAUAUCAGGUUUUGGCAAUGAUCCAAAAAAGUUAGUGUUAAGCUCCAGUAACAACAGGGCAUCUAGGACAAAAGUCCCCAUAGGUUUUUAUGGCUUUUAAGGAGGUUCGCUACUCAGUUUUAAAGGGACAAGCUUUUUAGGACACCAGUAUACAUUGAUAGGGGGUUAUUAAAGAACCAAAAGAGCACAAGCAUAAUAUAGGUCAAUGUGCUUGUUUUCGAGAUAUUAGCCAUUGAAAUUUUGUCAAGAAAAUGUUCUCUCUUGAUUUUUCAUAACUUUAUCAAAAUUCUCAAAAUCAAAAAUUAUUUAAGGAAUGACUGUAAUAUUUUUUCUGUCUAUGAAGCAAUAACAUAAAAAAUUUGGUGCACACUGAAUAAUGGGCGUAGAGGGUUAUUUAACAGUGUGCACCACAUUUUUUAUGUUAUUUCGAAUAGACAGAAAAAAUAUUACAGUCAUUUCUUAUAAUUUAAUUCUAAAUUCCAUUUUAACCCGUAGAAAACCAUGAAAAAAAGUUGAUGACGUCAUGGUCACAUGACUAAAUUAUGUUUAGAGGCUCAUAACAAAAUAACGUCAGCCAAUCAGAAGACGUGUAACAUCCAAAAUUAUAUUAUUAAAAAAUAACAAAGAUUUUACAAGAAUUUACAGAUGGCUUAUAAUUAUACAUGUAAAAGAUUUAUAAAGAGUAAAUGGGGGUCAAUGGGCAAAUUAGUUUAAUGCAUUCAAAUUGAUAAAACCAGAAGAUUCCAAAAAAAAUGACAAAAAUUCCCAAACAUGACAAGCAAACAUCCUUAAAAAUAAUUAAAUGAUUGUAUUCUUCCUGAUGAUCUCCAAUUGAAGACAAAAAGGUGAAUAUUGUUGCUUUAAAUUAAUUAAUCAUAGUGCUAUGCAAAACAAAUACUGUGGAUUCAUUAGUUAAUAUUUGAUGGAUACCAAUUUUUGCAGGUUUCAUGGGUACAGGUGCACCAAAUGAAUUGAAUUACAAAUUUUAAAUAAGCUUAGUUUACAGCAAUUGCUAAAUCACAAAAUCAAAUAUUCACAAACAGCCAAGUUUUCCUCAAUCCACAAAAAUUGAUACCCAUGAAAAUAAAUGAAUCCACAGUUAUGUUGUUUUUGCAAUGAAAGUUACAAAUUAAUUAAAAUAUUGAAUAAAAGCAAUAGAAUAUUUUCAUAAAAACAUGUGCAUCUUAGAACAGACAAUUUUUACUACUGGUGCAUGAAAUUUCUAAAUAGUGUUUGGAUAAACAAGGGUCUUUUAUUCCAAGCAGCUUUUGUCUAACUCCCAACAAAAUUAGAUGUGAUAAGAAAUUAUGCUUAAACCAAAAUAUAUUCAAUAGUUUUAGGAUGCCAUUAUAAGAAUGAUAUAGCUCAUAGUUGUAGUUAAAAUUACUUAAUUUAAUUGGCAAAUAUUUAAGUCCUUGCCUCCUUAAGAGUGGGAGUAUAUGUUUUCAAGACAUCCAAAUUCUAUUGGUACUAAAAUGGAAAUUGAGUCUUUGUACUUUGUUGAAAAAGAGCAUAUUGUGAUAUUAGAUAUUGUGCCAUUUAUUUAUUUAAAGCUUGUAUGGUGCUUCAGUCAUUAAUAUAUAUAUGUUUUGUUUAUUUUGUUAAUUUAUUUGUUUAAGUUUUUAAUUUGUUUUAAUUGAUGUAGUUUAGUGUAGAAAAAUGAAUUAGUGGAAAGUUUUCAUAUACUUCAAAAUAUUAUUUGAAUGUUGAAUACUGUAUGUCUUUCUGUAUAAGAUGGAACUAAUAUUGAAAAAUGUUAGUUCCAAAAGUACUCAUGCUGUAUCCCCGCUUUACUUAUAAAAAUCUGACAUUCUGUUGAAGAGAAUUUUCAGAAUCAUCUUUUUUUUCCAAAUGAAACUAACUUUUAAAAAUGUGAAGGCUAGACUUUGCUUGGCUGAUUGGGUUAACACCAGAACAGAAAGUGAACACAGGAUCUCUAUUUUUUAUCAGAUUGUGUGUUACUUUUUACUGAAUUAAAGCUAUUAUUUCCUUACUUCAUCAUGUGCUUCUUCGAAGUCAAAUGAAGCAAAGAUUAUCAGAAGUACCACUUUUAAAGUGGAUUUUACAGGCUAUUCUUAGUAAGCCAUCCUGUUAGAGAUAAGAUGUUUAGUGUGUUGAGGCCUAUUUUACAAUAAUAUACAAAAGUAUUUGUAUAAUUUUUAUUUAAAAAAAAACAAUGAGUAUUCUAAGUCAAAAUUACAUAUAGUAUACAGAUUGUGUGAUUAUUUGUCCCGUAAAACCAAAGUCUAGUUAUUUGUUAAUCAGUUUUAAUUGAUGGCAACUUUUGCAGCUGUAUCAUAUACGUAGUAUAGUGUAUCAUCAUGUUGAUACACACUCUUAAUACAUUGAAUAUAUAUAUGUAGAAUAAUUGCAUCUUUCUUUUUUUAUAUACGGACUUUAUCAGCAAGAAUAUUAAGCAAGCUGAUAUGUCAUGUGAUAGCAUACUUUUUUCAAGGAUUUCAAAAUUUGUUGCAAGAUCAAAGAGAAAAUAUACAAAUUGCUGAUUAAUACUCAAUGAUUACUUUGUCAAUUCUUAUUCCUAUUACAUUAUACAGGUAUUAUAGCUUGAACAUUACUAGGUCAAGAACAAUACUGUGUCUACUUAUUGCCUUAUUUAUGUAUACUUUUGUAUAUGUUGAAAUGAAGUGGUUGUAUAAUGCUGAUCUCAAAAAAAGUCAUUUAUCUUGAAAGUGGUACAAUUCAUUAAAGCCUUUGUAAGAACUGAUACUAGGGAUUCAUUUUAUUUUUGGGAUACCAAUUUUUGUGGAUUUUGUUGGAACCACGAAAUUAAAUGUUAUCAAAUUUUAUAAAUGCUUGUAUGCAGACUUCAGCUGAACCAAGAAAUUAGAUAUUGAAGAAAAUGCAAAUUUAUUGCGAAAAUUGGUACCCACCAAAAUAAAUCCACAGUAACUAGAAAUUUAAAUUGUUCAGGAAUGAUUUUAGCAAAUGAAAGUUUUUAGAGACACCUGAGCAAUUUUCCUUUCUUUAGCUAACAGUUUAUAAUGGGGCUUAUAAAAAAGACCUCUUGUAAGAAAAUGGUCGCCUUUGAAUUUUCUUUAGUAUUAGAAUCUGUGAUAUUUUACUUAAAGUUUGUGAAUAGUUAGACUGUUGUUCGUUGAUUGUUCUUUAUUAAAAAAAAAAAG
This is a messenger RNA of Mytilus trossulus (common blue mussel), 3913 nucleotides long. RefSeq lists its product as uncharacterized. The record is from RefSeq and is a predicted model, not a curated record. The coding region runs from base 1 to 555 and encodes 184 amino acids. The transcript has 5 exons. Gene Ontology annotation, molecular function: actin binding. NCBI's taxonomy places the organism in Eukaryota, Metazoa, Mollusca, Bivalvia, Mytilida, Mytilidae.